Molecule: messenger RNA, 945 nt
Organism: Guillardia theta CCMP2712
Lineage: Eukaryota; Cryptophyceae; Pyrenomonadales; Geminigeraceae
Exons: 3
Coding region: 1-945 (314 amino acids)
Cellular component (GO): Golgi apparatus
Molecular function (GO): antiporter activity
Source: RefSeq, a predicted model, not a curated record
AUGUGGAACGAGACUGUUGAGCUCGCCAUCUACUUUGCUCUCUGGUACUGGGGCAACACCUACUACAACAUCUACAACAAGAAGGCCAUGAAUCUCCUGGGAGGAUCCAAGGGAGGACUCGUGUGGACCGUCUCCUCCGCUCAGCUCUUCGUCGGCAUCCUCUGGGUCAUCCCCCUCUGGAUCCUCGGCAUCCGCACCUCCCCCAAGAUGACUGCUGAGAACUGGAAGCAGAUGGCUCCCAUCGGCCUGUGGGCUGCUGGUGCCCACGGAGGCUCCGUCAUCUCCCUCGGAGCUGCUGCUGUCAGCUUCGCGCAGAUCCUCAAGGCCUGCGAGCCUGUCUUCUCCGCCGCCAACGAGGCUAUCCUCCUUGGCAAGGUCCAGGCCUGGCCCGUGUACGCUGCUCUCCUCCCCAUCAUCGGAGGUGUUGCUCUUGCCUCGGUGAAGGAGCUCUCGUUCUCCUGGCUCUCCGUGAUCUCUGCCAUGAUCGCCAACCAGUGCGCUGCCCUCAAGGGAGUUCAGGGCAAGGACAUCAUGAAGCAGCCGUGGGUCAAGGCCAUGGGCCCCGCCAACCAGUACGGUGUCGUCAACAUGCUCGCGUUCUUGUGGACUCUCCCCAUUGUGUUUGCUGUGGAGGGACCUAAGGCCAUGGAGUCGUGGGAGAACGCCAUGAGGAAGGGAUCGAAGAAGGAGGACGUGCUGAAGAACGUUGUGUUCUCUGGCCUCACCUUCUACCUCUACAACGAAGUCUCCUUCCUCUGCCUCGGCAAGGUCACUCCCAUCACCCACUCCGUCGCCAACACCCUCAAGCGCGUCGUCGUGCUCGUCGUUUCCUGCAUCGUCUUCAACACCCCCGUGAGCAGGGAGAGCAUCAUUGGCUCCACCAUUGCCAUCCUCGGUACUCUUCUCUACUCCCUCGCCAAGCAGAAGUUCGGUGGAGGACACUAA